AUGGCAAACGAUUGGAAUUGUCAAACAGCAGAUUUGGUUUUAUUCAGCUCUAUAUUCUUCUACUCUUAUGGCAUUAUGCAAAUCUUUGCAGGCCUCUUAAGUGACAUUAUGGAACCAGCAUUUUUAAUCGGAGGCUCGCAAUUAAUUUGUGCUGUUGGCUCAAUUAUAUGCGGCUUAGCUACAAAACCAGCUUAUGGUACUAUUGGAAGAUUACUUGUUGGUUUAGGCUGCGGCCCUGUUUAUGUCCCAAUUUGCCGCUGCAUGGCAAACUGGUUUGAUCUGAAAUGGUAUCCCACACUUUCUGGUGUCUUAAUUGUCAUUGGUGGUCUUGGCGGUUUACUUGCCUCUCGCCCACUACAGAUGUUAACUUCAGCUUUAGGCUGGAAGAAUACUUUUCAUCUCUUCGGAGGAAUCACAGGUGUCCUUUCCAUUCUUUGCAUCAUCAUUGUUAGAGGAAAUCCUACAACUCUUGGUUAUAAGCCAGUAAAUCUCGAAACUUCUGAUACAACUAGUGAUGAAACUCUUAAGAUGAAACUCGUUCAGCUGAAAGAUAAUAUACUUGUCAUUCUUAAGAAACCAGGGUACUUUCUGAUUUCAUUUUAUUCUCUAUUGGCCAACGGACCAUACUACAAUACAGCUGCUCUUUGGGGAAAACAGAUUAUCCGCGAUGUUUUCAAUUACUCUGCAAUGGAUGCUUCUAAUGCUUUGAUCACAAAUUCUCUUGGUGUCAUUUUCGCUGCUAUUAUACUUCCAUUUACCUCUGAUCACCUUCAUUCUCGUAAAUGGGUUCUCUUUGCCAUUAGCGUUCUUGGUGGAGCAGUGCAUCUUUGGGCAUUUAUUGCUGGUGAAAAACUCCAGAAAUGGGCUGUUUAUACAAUUUUUGCUAUCAUUGGCUUCACGACUUUGCCGGCUACAUCAGUGUGCUACCCACUUCUUAGAGAAUACUUCCAUGUUUCUGUUGCAGGCUCUGCUAUUGGUUGUGCAAACUUCGUCGCUUUCAUUUUCAGCGGCCUUUACCAAUCUUUGUCGUCUGCUAUCGUUAAGUCUUACGGAGAGAGGGCUCCUAACGUUUAUACAGUUAAGGGAUUUAAGCUGGGAUUUUGGAUGCUUGGUAUGAUUUAUAUGUUUGUAGGUGGCUUAGUUGCUGCAAUCUUGAAAGAUUCCGAGUUCAUCUCAACUAAAAAGAGAGUUAACUUGGAAUUGCAAAAGUCAUUGCUUGGAGAAACAAGUGAUAUCCAAUCUAUGGAUGAGAUGGGAACAAAAAUUAUAUAA
Messenger RNA from Trichomonas vaginalis G3, 1272 nucleotides. RefSeq names its product major facilitator superfamily transporter. Bases 1 to 1272 code for a protein of 423 amino acids. NCBI's taxonomy places the organism in Eukaryota, Parabasalia, Trichomonadida, Trichomonadidae. Gene Ontology annotation, molecular function: transmembrane transporter activity. The transcript has a single exon. The record is from RefSeq and is a predicted model, not a curated record. Gene Ontology annotation, biological process: transmembrane transport.